Cottoperca gobio is the source of this 3276-nucleotide messenger RNA. RefSeq names its product cardiomyopathy-associated protein 5. NCBI's taxonomy places the organism in Eukaryota, Metazoa, Chordata, Actinopteri, Perciformes, Bovichtidae. The transcript has 8 exons. The record is from RefSeq and is a predicted model, not a curated record. The coding region runs from base 178 to 2961 and encodes 927 amino acids.
UAACCUCCCUGCAUGUUGCAAAUGCUUCAGAUGAAACACUGGAAGACCGGUUUUCUAUUUCAAGAUUACGCUGAGCAUGGAGACUCAGCUGGAGCACUCUUGGCUUAAAAUGUGAUCAACAGAGCAGCGCUGAGUUGUGGAGAGAAGCGAAAGCAGAUUAUUAAAGACAUUACAACAAUGGAUGCUUUGACAGAAGAUGUGGCACAGGCGGAUGUGGACACUGAGAUGAUGGCGUUGACACCUGAAGAUUUUACUGGACAAAACCUCGAGGCCAGUGAUGAAGUGGAGAACCUUCGAAACAGUUUACGUGAGGCCGUCCACGAUGACAACGUCCGGCCCAAGAUGCAGUGCCUGAUGAUGGACUCCUCCUUCUCCAUGGUAACUAUGCAAGGCGAGGACAGCGGCAUCGCAUGGGAGACGACCCCUAGUCGCUGCAGCACGCCAUGGGCAUCCGAAGCUGGAACUGUGGAUCUCAGCUCUAUGGUUGUCAUGCGGCCUGCAACACCUGGGUCUGUUCCAGCAGGGAAGAUUAUCUUUGUCAUGGACGAGGACCUGAUUUCAAGACGGAAGAAAACUAAAGAGAGGAAGAGAAAAGCAGACAGACAACGAGAAGUUGUAGAAAGUUCUGAGAACAUCUCAGGGAGGCCAGAGUUAGUCGAAGUCUCACAGCCAAAUGUGAAAACCGAAGAAGGAGAUGAAGAAGAGGCGAAUGAUCCAACGGUAGAUAAAGAGCAACUGCUAUUCAGGUUAGUGUCCGAGGGCUCUGAAAUACUCAACAUCGUUGUUCCUCCAAAACUGAUCACUGUAGAUGAAGAGGAGAGCAAAGCAAUGGUGGACAACCUUUCUUAUCUGGAGGAGAGCCUUGUUCCUAAAGCGAGUGAAGAGACUCACGAUAACGAGCUCUUCUUCACAGGAUCAGAUACAGAAAGUGGAGACCAGGUCAAGCCCUCAUCUUCCACAGGUACACAUAUAAUGGAUCCACCGGGGGCUCCAGUGGCCAGACCUCCGGUCAGAGGAGCUGCUGGCCAUGUGGACUACUUUGAGGCGUUCACCAUGAUUGAUGCUCAGGCUCCAGGAAGUCCUGCUGUGAUCACACAGGGACAGGUGGAGCAAGAGGCAGAGGCUGAGACUGAGAUCCUGGACGCUGAGAGACCUGUGGAGUCUGAAGACAACACCACCACAGCAACAUCUGUGGAUAAUGACAAGUCAGACACAAUUAGCCUCGAGGAAAUCACCAGCGAGCUUCUAGAUGAAGUCUUCUACGGCGGUACAGACAACUACCUCAUGAAGACUCUCAACAAAGACGACGAAUGUGGCGCGCACUUGAGGCUCCCUUCAAAACCGAGCGGUUCGACUUUGUUUGGAAGCCAAGAGGACAUCCUGACUCCAAUCUUUCUACCAGAAGGACCUGCCAAAAUGAUUGACCAAAUUUUGCUAGAGGAGCCCAAAGCCAUGGCCUUUCUUUACACAGACCUAUAUGAAGAAGCAAUCGGUAGUCGGGAAAAAGAAGAGGAUACAGAAAGUAUGGGGUCUGAAAAGUCUUUCCACAGCAGGCAAUCAGACCGAGAAGCCAGGGGAUAUUUAGAGAAAUAUGUCCUUAUAGAUGAGACUCCUGCGUUGGAAGUGGAGCCAGCUGAUAAAGAAAAAAGCCCAGAAGAAGGUGCCCGGGUGUUGUCCCAAGAUUUGUAUGAUUUUGAAGAUUUGCUGCUCGAGCCUGAAAAAGGUGAGAUGCCAAAUUCAGAGGAGGAAAUCACAGACUUCUUCAGAUCCAGUGCUAGUUCGUCUCCAUGUGAGGUAGAGACUUUCCCUCGAUCGCUCGAGGAUGAAACCCAAUCAACAACAAAAACUAAAGACAAGACGAACAAAAAAGUCUCCAUUAAGGUAGAAAAAGUAGCUAAAAUCCCAGUAGAUCCACUUAGCGUCUCAAGCUUCGAGUUUGUCUCUGAGGAACCUGACUGGGGAGGUACAGAUGAUCAUCUGGACGUCAGUAGAGAUGAGGAAUUGUGGAAACAAGAUUUGGAAAAGCAAAAGCCAGUUGCCCCUCCUAGGAGAAAAGCAACAUCCUCUCCAAAGGCAUGUCUCGACCUCACGCCCCUGACUCGAGUUGACGAUAUUAUGCAAGAAAAAGAAGAGGCUGGUGGAAAGGAACAGAGGGAGGAGGAGAAAGAGAAGGCAUCACCGGCAGAGACUGCUGACGAGGGUUUUGGUGACCUGGCUGCCCUCCCGGUCGAGGUUGGCGAGAGAAGACCGACGUGUUUACUUUGCCGUCGCCCUCAGAAGGUGUGUCUCUGUCCUUUUCUUCCACCACAACCCCUGGAGGUCUCCACAUGCCUGUACAUAGUGCAGCAUCCUGCAGAGGAGAGCAGAGUACUUCGCACGGUGCCAUUACUUGCUGCUUGUUUGCCACAAGGAAAAUGCAAUGUCAUAGUCGGAAGGAGAUUCAAUGAGGAAAAGCACCCAGAGCUGGCUGCGGUGUGUCGGGACAGCAGGACGCUGAUCCUGUACCCAGGCCCCAAAUCCCAGAACCUGGAGGAGUUGGUGCAAUACCAGGAUGUAGGCACAGUCAAACAUAAUGUGAUCAUCAUAGAUGGCACCUGGAGCCAGGCCAAAAACAUGUUCCUCAAAAACAGCCUGUUUCACCUGCCAAAACAGGUGCAGCUCAAUAGGACUCUUUCCAGUCAGUAUGUGAUCCGCACACAACCCUCCAACAUCUGUCUGUCCACGCUGGAAUGUGCUGCUAUCGCCCUGUCCAUCCUGGAGCAGAAUGAUGACAUCCAAGAGGUUCUGCUGAGGCCCCUGAAAGCCCUGUGCUCAUUCCAGCUGCAGCACGGUGCUCAGGUUCAUCAUAGCAAGGAGCAUCUACUGAAGAACGGCAUGUACGACAAACCUAUGCCCAAGAACAAGCGUAAGAUAAAGAGGAUGGAGAAACUCGUCACGGACCACAACGUGUGCCCAAGAUGAGGGAGUGACUGAGCAGAGAAGCACAACUCGUCUCUGAAUACACGGCUUGUACGCUGUACAGGACUGUUUCAUCAGAGCAGCAUGUAGCAGCAUCAGGAUGCAGACAUGGAAACCACUGGACCUUUUUAAUUUGUAUUAUUGGUAGUAAAUUUAAUUUAUAUAUUUGUCAUUAAUUUUGAGUAAAUUAAUGACAAAUUAUAGUUGUUGUUGUUUAAAUGUCAUGGUGUGACAAUAAAUCAGGUUUCAUUGUUUUAAAAGCAAUUUACACUGCUCCUCCCUGCAUUUUAUAAACACUAUGGUGGCUUUACACAUCUG